CACAUUUUUAACCAUAACCCAUAAUUUCUUCUAUUCAUUGUGGAUAAUGAGCACUUGAUCAUCUCUCUCUAUCUCUCUCUCUCCCUCUCUCUCUAGGAAUAAGCAAUGAAUGGUGCUUCUGCCUAUGAAACAGAGUACUCUGAGUUUGUUGAAGUUGAUCCCACUGGAAGAUAUGGAAGGUACAAUGAAAUUCUUGGCACAGGAGCUUCAAAGACAGUUUAUAAAGCGUUUGAUGAGUAUGAAGGGAUUGAAGUAGCAUGGAAUCAGGUAAAGUUUUAUGAUUUCCUGCAAAGAUAUGAUGAUCUACAGAGGUUGUACUGUGAAAUUCAUCUCCUCAAGACCUUAAAACACCACAACAUCAUGAAAUUCUACACUUCUUGGGUUGACACUGACAACAGAAACAUAAACUUUGUCACUGAGAUGUUCACCUCUGGCACUCUGAGACAGUUUAGGAUAAAACACAAGCGAGUUAACAUUAGAGCAGUGAAGCAUUGGUGUAGACAGAUCUUGAAAGGGCUUCUCUAUCUCCACAGCCAUGACCCCCCUGUGAUUCACAGAGAUCUGAAGUGUGACAAUAUUUUUAUCAAUGGCAACCAAGGGGAAGUCAAGAUUGGUGAUCUCGGCCUCGCUGCAAUCCGCUGCAAAUCCCAUGUUGCUCUCUGUGUUGGCACACCAGAGUUCAUGGCGCCGGAGGUUUAUGCAGAGGAAUACAAUGAAUUAGUUGACAUAUACUCAUUUGGGAUGUGCAUCUUGGAAAUGGUCACCAUUGAGUAUCCAUAUAGUGAAUGCACCAACCCUGCUCAGAUCUACAACAAAGUUGUCUCUGGGAAAAAACCAGAUGCCUUGUACAAAGUUAGGAAUCCCGAGGUUCGACAAUUCGUUGAGAAAUGCUUGGCAUCAGUGUCAUGCAGGUUAACUGCUGUGGAGCUUCUGAAAGACCCUUUUCUCCAAAUCGAGAAUUAUGGAUCAGAUUGGAGAGAUCUUGACGAAGUAGGCUCUCUUUUAAGACCGCCUCCUCUCAACAACUCAAUCAAUGGUUGUGAAGCUCAGAGUGAUUUGGAUCAUCACUCAGUCGAUUGUGAACAAAAUAAAAUUGAUUGCUUCACUAGUCAAGAGGAUGAGCAUUUGACAAAUGUCAACAUUACCAUCAAUGGGAUGAGGGAAGAAAAUGAUUGUAUCUUUUUAAGGCUCAGGAUUGCAGAUGAAGAAGGCUGCGUUCGAAAUAUCUACUUCCAUUUUGACAUUGAAACUGACAAUGCGUUGAGCGUUGCUACUGAAAUGGUAGCAGCGUUGGAUAUUACUGCUCAAGAUGUGACUAAGAUAGCAGAAACAAUAGACAGCGAGAUUGCUUCUUUGGUACCGGAUUGGAAGAGAGGGACAGGCAUGGAAGAAAUACUCGGUUGCACAAAUAUGAGCUAUUCUCACAAUUGUGCUUCAAAUGGUUGUCAUAACGACUCUCUUCGGUGUUCUCAACAUGGAUGUGAAGCAGUAUGUGGCCGCUUUGAAGAGAUCGCGUACCAUUUUGAAGGGUAUGAACACGAUGGACCUGCAUUAAGUUCAGACAGAUCGAGGGACAUUCACUCUGACUAUGGACACGGGAACCACUCAAACUUGGAAAAGGAAGAGGGCGCAGGUAAAUAUGGAAAAGAGGAGUAAGUCCAAUUCGUGAAACUCUCUCCACGAAUUGUGCCUUUGCAGAUGACUAUGAGAAUGAGAUAAUGGCAAGAAGUGAUGUGGCUCAAUGCUAAGUACCAAAUGCAGUUGAUAGAACUCAGAGAUCAGCAAUUAGGAGUAGUAUCAAAAUCUUCAAGUUUAACUCUCAAUUCUGAUAACAAAGAACUAUAGCGAAUUUCCAUUGUCAUCGGUUCCAACCCCGUUAACAGCCUGUUUGGAUUGACUGAUUUGAUGAGAGCUAAAAAGAAAUGACGAGAAAGAAAACUUUUCUCCGUGUUUGGACAGGAUAGACUAGAGAGAAAUUGAACCCUUCUAGAAUUUGGAGUUUUUGGUAUUUGGAGUUUUUGGUGAUUAUUCGGCUUCCCCUCUCCAUUAAAUAUUAGUUUGUAAUGAGCUUGUAGUUUUUCCAGCUUGUAGAGUCUCCAAACUCCUAGUGAAUUUAACUUUUAGUUAGGUUGAAAUAAGUGAAGGUACAUUGCUCACUCACUUCAUUGAAAAAUGAGCUUUCCCCAAAUCAAGCCAUGUUUACUCCCACAAAAAGGGAGAUUAUUCAUUUCCAUUGGAUGCUUGAGAGAAAGAAAGAGUUAUUUUAUUUCUAUAGAA
Camellia sinensis is the source of this 2277-nucleotide messenger RNA. RefSeq names its product putative serine/threonine-protein kinase WNK9. Lineage: Eukaryota; Viridiplantae; Streptophyta; Magnoliopsida; Ericales; Theaceae. Gene Ontology annotation, molecular function: protein serine/threonine kinase activity; ATP binding. The record is from RefSeq and is a predicted model, not a curated record. Gene Ontology annotation, biological process: protein phosphorylation.